Cylicocyclus nassatus is the source of this 510-nucleotide messenger RNA. The record is from the annotation of a GenBank genome assembly. NCBI's taxonomy places the organism in Eukaryota, Metazoa, Nematoda, Chromadorea, Rhabditida, Strongylidae.
AUGUUGACAAAAGUCUUGGAGGCAACUCCAAACGAUGUUGAAGUUUUGAUAGAUCUUGCUCAGCUUCUGGAAGGAGUUGAUCCGCAUAAAUCGCUCAUUCUCUAUGAAAAUGCUUGUGAUCUCAUAAAAACGAGUGAAGAUGGUUUACAAAUUGAUCCGCCAGCUGCUAUCUUAAACAAUAUCGGAGCCUUGCACAUGACUUUGAAAAAUUAUGAAAGGGCGAAGGAGUACUUCGAAGCAGCGGAAGCUAAGCUCCAAGAAGAUUUGGAGGGAGAUCUGUGCGAUUCGAAACUUUCUUCCUAUGUCAUCACUAUGAGAUACAACCUCGCUAGAUGUUUGGAACACUUGUGCUUGUUCGAAGACGCUGAAGUUUUAUACAAAGGCAUUUUGAGAGAACAAGAAAAUUACACGGAUUGUUAUCUACGUCUCGGAUGUCUUGCACGCGAUCGAGGGCAGAUUUAUGAAUCAUCGGUGUGGUUCAAAGAAGCGAUGUCCGUUACUGUUGUAUAG